Molecule: messenger RNA, 910 nt
Organism: Gossypium arboreum
Lineage: Eukaryota; Viridiplantae; Streptophyta; Magnoliopsida; Malvales; Malvaceae
Product: protein LURP-one-related 15-like
Exons: 3
Coding region: 277-831 (184 amino acids)
Source: RefSeq, a predicted model, not a curated record
UAAAAUUAGCGAGGAGAAGAGCAGCAUCACCACCAUUCAAUCUUCAUUUCAUAUUGUUAGAUAAUUAUCUUAAGUUAGCUUAUCAGUCUGUUUGCGGAAAACAGAGAGCUGAUUAUUUUCAACCUUUUUACUGUAUUCAUUGAAGAGAAAAAUGGUUAAGCCAAAUUUGUGUUUUAGUGGGUGAAAGCGUUGGAAAAAACAUGAAAUGGCCGGCAAGCUUCUUCUCAUGCGGAACAAAUUGCAGUAGUUGGCGUAAGAAUUUGAUCCAAAACAUCGAUGGGAGGAAAGCUUCCAGGGCCAGCGUCAGGAACGGCACCGGCCAAUGCCUAUACGACGGAGAGUAACCCCAUUGUGGUGAUCGGUGAACAGUAUAUUGUCCCAUACCCUGUGGAUCUUAAAAUACAACACACGGUAUUUACGGUUGCUGAAAAUAACUUCGAUAUCACCGACGUUAAUGAUAACCCUAUUUUCAAGGUUAAAAAUAAGUUGUUCAGCUUUCCUGAUCGCCGCGUUUUGCUCGACGCUGCUGGAAAUCCUCUCGUUUCCCUCAAACAGAAGAUAUUGAGUGUUCAUAGGAGAUGGAGAGUUUUUAGAGGGGAAAGCGACAAAUCAAGUGAUUUUCUUUUCAGUGUGAGGAAAUCGUCUUUGGUUCAUCUGAAGAUGAGGACGAAGACUACGAUGACUAAGACUUUAGAUGUUUUCUUGGCAUCCAAUACCAGUGAAUCACUGCCUGAUUUCAAGAUCAAAGAGGGUUGGCGCGACAGCAGCUGCACUAUUUUUGCUGGAGACGCUAUUAUUGCACAGAUACUAAAUUUACUAUUCCAACCCUAAUCAUUUCUUACUAAAGCACUAAUUAUAUCGACCUUUUAGGCCAAAUAUUAUGCACAAAAUCAAUAUCACUCAGAGAGCC